This is a messenger RNA of Bursaphelenchus okinawaensis, 4139 nucleotides long. The record is from the annotation of a GenBank genome assembly. NCBI's taxonomy places the organism in Eukaryota, Metazoa, Nematoda, Chromadorea, Rhabditida, Aphelenchoididae.
AUGAACAUUGCCUUACCCCAAGACGCGCCCUCCCCUCGCAUUUGUCGGAUUCAGAAGACGCACAGCGACGACGAAUACGGCUUCAACCUGCACGCUGAGAAGAGUAAAGGACAAUAUGUGGGAUCAGUGGAUGGGGACAGUCCGGCCGAUCAUGGUGGACUGAAGAAGAACGACCGGAUCGUGGGUGUAAAUGGGGAGUUGGUCAUCGGAAUCCCACACAAGGAGGUAGGAUAGCUAAAGUUACAGUAGCUUUCUCAAGGGGCGAAAAGAUAUUUUACCGCAGUAACUAUCUAUGUAGUUUACAGUGUAUAAGUCAGUAUAAUCUUAAAGCCAGACGUAUAUUCAGAGCUAAAUAACAUGACUUAGGUUGUCCAAAAGAUCAAGGUCAAUCCCUUGUUCUGUGAACUUUUCGUCCUCUCAGAGCCUGAUUUCUUGUGGUACCAGAACAACCAGAUUUCCAUAACAUACGACCUUCCCAACAUCGUACGACCGGUUUCUGUAAGUUUUACAAAUUUCUACAGUAAGUUAAUUGACUUCUGAUUACUGUACUAUACCGUAAGUUUGCUGUGAACCCCUUUCCCUGUCCUAUGUGCUUUCCUAGAGUCUUUGCCCAUCCAGUUCGAGCAGUUCAGUACAUCCACGCUCAUCAUUCAGCUCCCGAGGAACUUCUUUCAAUUCUGACAUCUACGUUUCUAGAAUCAGAAUCCAGUUAAAGGUAGGUGUUAGGCAUUCUGGUGACGGAUUCAGUUCGGAUAACAAUGUAAACUGUCAUCAUGGUGACAUUAACUAACAAUAAUAACUAAAUCUUAGAAAUUGUCAGCAUCAGUUAAGUCUUCAGAUGCGCUAUAACUCUUGAGUAUCAUACUAUAACGAGUAGUAUAAGUUAAAAUUAGAACCAGGCUUUCAAUGUCACCUAAAAAUAUCUAUAAAAUCAAGCUACGACAACAUCUGAAACCAAACAGCCUUCUGAAGCUAAUCACAACCUGUUAGAACCAGAAUGAACCUCCAGAAGCCAUGUGGGGCAGGUGACUGUUUAUGGUGGUAUGUUUGCACGGUGGGUGAUGGCUUUGUUUGCGCGACUUCUUUGUGAAAACGGCCAUCGAAGAGAGCGAUGCCUUCUUCCGGGAACUUUAUAUUAAGAUCGGCGGCUCUGAUUACGGAGAAACAUUUCUUUCUUCAAGUGACUCAUUAAUUAGCUUCGUAUCUUGUUAUGGCGACCUUUUGUAGAUCUUUUAACCAUUCCUGUGAAGGUUUUGGAUUCUGAGGCCUUUUCUGAAGCCUCACCUUUAAAAUCAUGUUUUAUCAAUUAUCUUAUCACUUAUGUUGAAGAUGCUUUUCAAAAUUUAAAUUUCGAGGGUUCUGACGUCAAAAUCUGUUCGAACUUCAGAGUUUAAGACAAUUGUGUUGUUCCUGGAGAUCGUAACGAGGAGUAACUUCUUGACGUCGCACUCGAAUUUAUGACUAAACCGCUGACUCAACGCUCGGUUAAUUCCGUCUUAGUUCACGUUACAACUAUGCAUAAUAUAAAGCGAUCUCGAGUGAGCCGGCUGGUUGUUUGCUCUCAUGUUAUAUCCAUCUGAGGUCAUUCGAGAGGGUCGUAUUUGUGUGUCAUUUUAGGUAUCUAUUUGAUUUGUUUGUUGUUCUAUGCGAUCCGUUCUCUUGCGACACUCCCAAUUUGACUGCCUCAGGGGUUUUGUUCGUUUUGUGACAGUUCGAGAGGCUUUUGCGACAGUUUUUGACUAAAUUAAGAGAGGUUUGACAGUCCUGUCCCACUGCUCCUUUUGUUUUUAUAAUGGUUUUACUACAGUUCCGUUGACCUUGACGUGAGAGAAUUCAAUUAGAGCAAGUUAGUUAUGAGGGAGAGUCAAGGUCUGGACUCAAAUAUCAAAUAUUACUUUAGAUUCGCGCCUUACAACAACUUUGAAGUCUUCUGACUUCAUAGUUUGAUUCAUUGUAGACCCUUAUACUACGUUAUAUUCUACUCUUAUAAAUAUAACUUUAGGCUGUGUCGAAGAAUUAUUCUAAUACCUUAAACUCCUUCCAAGUACCCAAUAUUACUUUAGAUCUUCCUCAAACAUUGUUUCAGUUCCUCCUUCAAGUACCUUAUAUUACUUUAGACGCGGUCUCACACUGACAAUACGAUCAUACCAUUCCAGAAAAGAUAGUAUUGUCCCAUUGAAAGCAUUGUAGUAACAUUUCGGCCAUUUCUAACCCUUUUACCUUUUGAUUCACGCACUUUUCCCUGAGGCUUUUGAGGAAAAGCCGCUUGCCUUUGUUAAUCCCGGCUUUUCCAUUGAUCUGGUUAUUGUAAUAUUAUUCAGGAAAAGCCAGCAGAAGCUCCAGUUGCACACCGAGCCGGUACCCCGCCCAUGACACCUCGGCCACUACUUUGUCAGCUCGUAAGUACAAUGUUGUAAUUAAUAAAAAUCAUAUUUUGAUAAUUCAAAAUCAAAUUUCCGCAUAAUAAAUCGUUCAAGAUGGCAAAGAAAUUUAAAAAACUUACAAUUUGCAGAAGAAGACUAGUCCAAACCAUGAAUUUGGGUUUAAUUUGCAUGCUGAAAGGAACAAAGGCCACUUCAUUGGAUCUGUCGACAAAGGUGGUAUAGCUGACUUUGCCGGUCUAGAAACUGGCCAGAGAAUUGUUGGAGUUAACGGUCAACUCAUCUAUCCUUCCAGUCCACACAAAGCAAGUUUUUCAACAUUUUUCAAAAAAAAAACAAAGAUCUGUCAAAAUAGACGAAAUGUCACAUUCGACUCGCAAUAAAAAUGGACGAGAUUUCAAUAGUUUCGUUGAUAAAAACAUAAAUUUGUGCAACAAAUUGAAAACAACUCUAUAUUGCAAUUUUACACAAAAAUGCUUUUGUAAUUUUGGCUAACUUAUUGUUUUAGGAAGUAGUGGCAUUAAUAAAACGAGACCCAUUAGAUACCUCUCUUCUGGUCGCUUCUGAAGAUGUAGAUCGAUGGUACACCGAAAAUGGCAUUCCAUAUUCAUUUGAUGUGGCUAAGGUACAUAGAGCAUACAUUACAGCAGAUUUAACGUCACGCACUGCUACAAUAUCAAGUCACAGAGCUAACGGAACUUCCCAGGUAUGUUAACUUGGCUUACUUUAACUAAUUUGUGUUAUUCGUUUUUAAAAGGAAUUUUUAUAGCAUUAUACACAAUAAUAGAGCACUUAGUAUUCUAAAAUUUAAAUUUUUCUGAUUAAUUUUAACCAACCUCUGUAAAUUGAUUUUUUUUUGUGUUUUAGGGUUACCCUAGUGCCUCGUCGUUUUAUACGGUUAGUGUUGUCGUAUAUCAUUACGAUUUGUAUUUUACAUGGAUCAGAUGAUGUAGAAUUCAAUUUAGCAUAUUAUUUUACCCUAUCCUAUCUUUGUGUUCAGCUUAAACCUUUGCCCUUCUUAGUUUAUCCUAUUUCAGCCUCCAGAAGACGCUCAGACGGAUUCUGUUUAUUUGCCUUCUGAAGCCAAGGAAGACGAAUCUCGGGACACGUCUGAGACUUCCGAAGUCCACGAAUCUGACAAUUCCGUGAGCUCUGAAGUCAGAGAUCUUCAGAACGUUGAGAACGCUGCUGUUGGAUCUCCAGACGAUCUUCUGGAGAAGGUAUUCAGCUCGGUACCUCCACCAAGGGAAGAGCAAAAUGUAAUUUCCGUUUUAUUUGCUACUAUCUUUUCUUACUUUACUUGGUUUAUGGUAACACUGUGGUUUCAGAAGCACGUCAUCAACAACUACAACAACACGGCUCCAUUGGCCCCAAUCUCGGUCAGGAAUUCAUUGACGGAUUCGAGUCCGCUGAGUUCUCCGGAGAAAGGUACUGUUUAGUAUUACUUGACUGAUGUUUUAUGAUAAAUACUGGUCGAAAAGUAAAUUGAAAAGUUGAGAAAGAAUAUUUUUUGUAAAUGACAAAAACAAUUUUUUGCUUUUUGACACAUAAAUAGUAAUUCAAGUAGUAAUAGCAUUCACUUCUAACAACAUAUUUACAUCAAUAUGUCUAUAUUACUUACGUUUAGAUGAAAACGUGGACAUUUUCAAAAUGAGUGCUAAGAAAGCUCGCGAGCUUCUGAAACCCAAGAAACGCGACCUUCGAGUUCAAAGUACGAUGACGUUAGAAGAGAAACAUCAACUCAUUGCCAACUUGUAG